CUCCGCCACUCUACUGAUUCUCCAAUUGGGAUGCCUAGCAGAAAGGACAGAAUUGCAAUGAAGGUGUUGGUUCUUGUGUGUCUGUUGCUGGUGGCCCUGGCCCUCCUCACAGAUGCUACACCCAUCCUGACAGAGAAGCAAGCCAAGCAGCUUCUGAGGAGCAAGCGUGAUGACAGGCCACGCAAAGCAGGGUAUCCAGAUGAGCCGAUGCGGGAGCACAUGCUGCAUCUGCAGCAGCUUGAACGCCGUGCUGAAGAAACCUUCCUGGAAAACUGGCUAAAUCCACACUGUUACCCACGAUGCAACAGGAAUUAUGGAUACCCUGUUUAAAGUUUUAACCAUGUACGGACAUGAAUCAGUUCUGUGGUAAUGUGGAACAGAAGAGGAGUCCAGCAUGGAAAUUUCAAGCUUGUCAACUACAUGCCAAAUAUAUAAUUAUGAAAUGUAAUUUUUUGAACAGUUCAUUUUCUGCCUAUAUUAAAGAUGCUGUGCUUUUGCUUUAGUAAA
Molecule: messenger RNA, 507 nt
Organism: Polypterus senegalus (gray bichir)
Lineage: Eukaryota; Metazoa; Chordata; Cladistia; Polypteriformes; Polypteridae
Gene: c17h17orf67
Product: chromosome 17 C17orf67 homolog
Exons: 4
Coding region: 31-330 (99 amino acids)
Source: RefSeq, a predicted model, not a curated record